This is a messenger RNA of Episyrphus balteatus (marmalade hoverfly), 1985 nucleotides long. RefSeq names its product sentrin-specific protease 8 (gene Den1). The coding region runs from base 292 to 1899 and encodes 535 amino acids. The transcript is spliced from 8 exons. NCBI's taxonomy places the organism in Eukaryota, Metazoa, Arthropoda, Insecta, Diptera, Syrphidae. Gene Ontology annotation, biological process: superoxide metabolic process; proteolysis; generation of precursor metabolites and energy. The record is from RefSeq and is a predicted model, not a curated record. Gene Ontology annotation, cellular component: endoplasmic reticulum. Gene Ontology annotation, molecular function: oxidoreductase activity; heme binding; cysteine-type peptidase activity.
CUUCCUGUACUUCUUAUUCAAUGAAUUGAAGUAUUGCCGCAAAAUGAAACAGAUGUCAUAAAACACAUAGUUUUAUUUAAUAGAAGUGCAAAGUAUUUUUGUUUUGAAUUUAUUGAAUUUUGUGGUUUUGCCAACAAAUUUAUACAAACGAGGUGCACCAUUAUCACUUCGGAGUUACAAGUAUUUCAAGUUAUCGGAAAUCGAAACUCCUUUUGUUACAUUCAAUAAUAAAUAAAAAUUUUAAUUGAUACAAACUGUGGUGCGUAAUAUUUUGAAUUUCAACUCCUAACGAUGUCAGUGCCACAGAAUAAUACUCUCAGGUUACAACCCCCAACAUCUUCACUUAAGUUGGCAUCUCCAGUCCAACAUCAAAGCACAGGAUCUGCAACGGGAAAUCCAAGAAAUAAAUGUGCCCUUAAGCCUGGUCAUUCCCUUAUAGACUGGAUAAGACUAGGAAACUCAGGAUGUGAUUUGUCAGGAACAAAUGGAGCUGUAUUUUCAGUAAGUUUGAAGGAAUUAAGUAAACAUUGCACCAACGAUGACGCGUGGAUGGCAAUACGAGGGAAUGUUUAUAAUAUAACGCGAUACAUGGAUUUUCAUCCGGGAGGUCCAGAAGAACUUAUGCGGGGUGUUGGCAAAGACGCAACGAAACUUUUCGAAGAAGUACAUGCUUGGGUAAACUAUGAACAACUCUUAAAAAAAUGUCUAGUUGGACCACUUCAAAAUGUGAUUACAGUAGAUAAGAACUUUUGUAAGCCUCUUAAAAAAGAUGCUGCACCCUUUCAAUUCAAAAGAACUGACACUGCACCACAUCAACCCGUAAAACUUGUUCCUGAAACAACAUGCACCAAAGUUGUACCACGUUUUGAUUGGAUUCAAACGCGAUCAAAUAUAACUUUGUACUUUUUUACAAAACAACUAUGCAAUCCAGGCUUAAUCAUUAAAAGAAAUAAUUCUACAAACAUUGAAGUGAGAAUUUGCAUUGUAAACUGUUGGCAUCAACAUGACUUUGACUUGCAUCAAAAGGUAAACUGGCCACCAACAAAUGUGAAAAUCUCAAAUGAAUCAGGGAAAAUUGAAUUAAAAUUCCAUAAAACUAACCCUAAUAUAUGGUUAAGCUACGGAAUGUUUACUCAUUCAAUUGAUCAGCAAUUAAAAGAAAGUUAUUAUGAGUUUGAAAUUGUACGUAAUGAAAAUUUCAAUCAUAAUUCAUUUGCGUUACAUUUGCGCGCUAAAAAUGAUACAAUUAUUUUGGUCCCAGUUGCAUACCACCUUACUUUUGUUUGUAAUAUUGAAGGCGAAGAAGUUAGUCGGCAUUACACCCCUAUACCAAGAAUGUUUUCACCACUAAAUAAUGAAGACUUCAUGGAUUUGCACUUCCUGUUAAAAACGUAUGAAAACGGCUUACUUGGAAAAUAUUUAAAAAAGUUAGAACACAAGUCAACCUUAUUAGUGUCGCAACCGAAAGGCAAUCUUUUGCUUAGUAAAUUCCUAACACAUAGUAAGAUCGCCCUUUUAGCAGCUGGAAGUGGAAUAACACCUAUGUUGAGUUUGAUCGAUUAUUUGUUAUCCAGUAACUGUCUUAAAAUUGAAAAGUUGGUGCUUAUAGUUUUUAACAAAACCGAAGAAGACAUUUGGUGUAGGUCAAUCUUUGAAAAACUAAUGGAAAGCGACAACAGAUUAAAAGUAACACAUAUACUUUCUCAACCGAAGGAAAAAUUGGAGAGUGAGAGAGGUCAUAUAUCUCAAGAAUUUUUGUCAACCAUCAGUAGCCCGUCUUCAGAAAAUUAUUGUACUUUCAUUUGUACAUGUGGACCACCAACUUUUAACAGGUGUACUGAAACUAUCUUAGAUGCACUAAAUUUCCCUCCGUCAGACACGUACUUUUUUAAUGGCUAGAAAUAUAUUAUAUGAAAUAGUAAUAAAACAAAAUAAAAAGAAACAAAGUGUUCCAAAGUUGAUAAGAAAAAAAUAGAGGGUGAUUC